AUGAACUUGUUUUAUAAGCAUUGUUUUCUUUGCAGAUCAAUAGCUGAGCAACUGAAGCAAGGACAUUCAGUUACUGCAGAAAGUUUCGAGUCUGUCACGAUUUUCUUUAGUGAUAUUGUUGGGUUCACUAGCUUGGCCUCAAAAAGUACACCAAUGCAGGUCGUUGAUAUGUUGAAUGAUCUUUACACGUGUUUCGAUCGAGUCGUGGAUGUUCAUGAUGUAUACAAGGUUGAAACAAUAGGCGAUGCUUACAUGGUUGUGUCGGGACUGCCCCAGAGAAACGGCAAUAAGCACGCAGGAGAGAUUGCAACAAUGUCCCUAGACCUGCUUCAUUGCAUCAAAACGUUCAGAAUAAAGCAUUUUCCAGAGGUACAACUACAAUUGAGAAUUGGAAUUCACACAGGUUAG
Molecule: messenger RNA, 408 nt
Organism: Rhopilema esculentum
Lineage: Eukaryota; Metazoa; Cnidaria; Scyphozoa; Rhizostomeae; Rhizostomatidae
Source: RefSeq, a predicted model, not a curated record